Molecule: messenger RNA, 1168 nt
Organism: Pteronotus mesoamericanus
Lineage: Eukaryota; Metazoa; Chordata; Mammalia; Chiroptera; Mormoopidae
Gene: SKIC8
Product: SKI8 subunit of superkiller complex
Exons: 11
Coding region: 135-1052 (305 amino acids)
Cellular component (GO): Cdc73/Paf1 complex
Molecular function (GO): protein binding
Source: RefSeq, a predicted model, not a curated record
AGAUGGUGUCUCUGCGGGGCAGAUCCCUGUCCUCGUAGAUGGAAGUACCGCCCUAACCGAACUUUUCCCGGGAAGGGCCACCACUGUCUCCCUAGAGCUGUCUGGGCUUCUGCCCUUAAUCCUCGGCUAAGGAGAUGACCAACCAGUACAGUAUUCUCUUCAAACAAGAGCAAGCCCAUGAUGAUGCCAUUUGGUCCGUGGCCUGGGGGACAAACAAGAAAGAAAACUCCGAGACAGUGGUCACGGGGUCCCUGGACGACCUGGUGAAAGUCUGGAAGUGGAGCGAUGAGAGGCUGGACCUGCAGUGGAGUCUGGAGGGGCACCAGCUGGGCGUCGUGUCUGUGGACAUCAGCCACACCCUGCCCAUCGCCGCAUCCAGUUCUCUCGACGCUCACAUUCGUCUCUGGGACUUGGAAAACGGCAAGCAGAUCAAGUCUAUAGACGCAGGACCCGUGGAUGCCUGGACUUUGGCCUUUUCUCCUGAUUCCCAGUAUCUGGCCACAGGAACCCAUGUGGGGAAAGUGAACAUCUUUGGUGUAGAAAGUGGGAAAAAGGAAUAUUCUUUGGACACGAGAGGAAAAUUCAUUCUUAGCAUUGCAUAUAGCCCUGACGGGAAAUAUCUGGCCAGUGGAGCCAUAGACGGAAUCAUCAAUAUUUUUGAUAUUGCGACCGGGAAACUGCUGCAUACGCUGGAAGGCCAUGCUAUGCCCAUUCGCUCCUUGACCUUUUCCCCGGACUCCCAGCUCCUCGUCACCGCCUCCGAUGAUGGCUACAUCAAGAUCUACGAUGUACAACACGCCAACUUAGCCGGCACGCUGAGUGGCCAUGCAUCCUGGGUGCUGAACGUGGCGUUUUGUCCUGACGACACUCACUUUGUUUCCAGUUCAUCUGACAAAAGUGUGAAAGUCUGGGAUGUGGGGACGAGGACUUGUGUUCACACCUUCUUCGAUCACCAGGAUCAGGUCUGGGGAGUAAAAUACAAUGGAAAUGGCUCAAAAAUUGUGUCUGUUGGAGAUGAUCAGGAAAUACACAUCUACGAUUGUCCAAUUUAAACAUCACUGUCUUCCACGUUAAUGCUGCAGAGAGAAUGUACAGAUCGAACAUAACAUUCCUUAUCUUUGUAGCUUGUUUCAAAGAAAUACAGCGUUUAUUAUAGCAGGAACAUAAA